This is a messenger RNA of Penicillium longicatenatum, 309 nucleotides long. RefSeq lists its product as uncharacterized. Bases 1 to 309 code for a protein of 102 amino acids. The record is from RefSeq and is a predicted model, not a curated record. The transcript has a single exon. NCBI's taxonomy places the organism in Eukaryota, Fungi, Ascomycota, Eurotiomycetes, Eurotiales, Aspergillaceae.
AUGGCUGUUCUUUCGGCCACCAACUUGAUGUGGCUACAGGCGACACCUCACGCUAUAAGUACUAUUUCAUGGCGCUGGUAUUUGGUUUUUACGUGCAUUCCGGGCGCUGCGGCUGUUAUUGUUAUUCUUCGCUUCAAGGAUACGAGAAGCAAGCCGCUUGAGGAGAUUGCGGCUAUUUUUGGUGAUCAAGAUAUGGUUGCUGUAUAUCAGCGAGAGUUGAAUAUUGGUACGCUUGAUGAAGCGGAUGACAGUGGACAUGAUAGCAAAAACAUGUCCGGUCCGUCGGUGGAGAUGGCUGAGAAUGUUUGA